Hyalella azteca is the source of this 3780-nucleotide messenger RNA. RefSeq names its product integrator complex subunit 5-like (gene omd). Gene Ontology annotation, biological process: snRNA 3'-end processing. The coding region runs from base 576 to 3392 and encodes 938 amino acids. The transcript has 3 exons. Gene Ontology annotation, cellular component: integrator complex. The record is from RefSeq and is a predicted model, not a curated record. NCBI's taxonomy places the organism in Eukaryota, Metazoa, Arthropoda, Malacostraca, Amphipoda, Hyalellidae.
UUUCAGUUUCUUUUUUUUUCUAUGUUUGUGUAUGCUCUCUGCGUUGUCAUCCAUAUCUUGAGUUAAAGAAUAAGUGGAGGCUUACCAGCAGGCAUGAAAUAUAUUAAUAUUCUAAAAUGCAACUGCUGUCAAUGACCCAUAGAUUGUCAAUUUUGAAAACCACUUGAAUUAUUAAUAUCAAAGUACAAAAAAGCUAACAAUUGUAUAACUGAAAGAAUUUUGAAUAGCUGACUUCUUUUUCAACUUCUGAAAAACACAAAUGGAAGUCUGUAUAGUAUUUUAAUGUUUGUUUUUUUGUUUGUGGCUAGUUAAUUGCAGUGGCAGUGCCAUUAAAACCUCUGGUCAUUUAAUUAAAUUUUUUGGCAAUUAUUAAGAGUUAUCACAAUUUUGUACAUAAAUCUCAAGUUGAAUAUCAAUCAUUGAUAUUCAACUUGCAUAUAAUAUCAAUGCAAGACAAUAUUCAUUAUAUUGUGUCUGACUGGGCCUACAGGAAGAUUGAUAUUGGACUUUGUGAGGUAGUUGUAAGAGUGUAAUUCUCAUGAGAGUCAGCAUUGGAGCUAAAUAAAUCAGUAUCAAUGAUUGUAACUGCAAAUAAUAUUUUGACUCCAGAGUUACAUUUGCAUGAAAUGAAGAGAAUUGAGGCUGGAAAUGAUCCUGAUGUUCUUCUUAAGCAGCUUGAUGAAUUCUUAUAUGUUGCUUCCACAGCAUUGGCUGGAUCAAAUCCAUCACCCAAUUUAACUGGAGAGGAGCUAAACACUGCAUUAAGUGCCCUUCAACUUCUGCAUACUCUUCCUGCUGCCCGCCCAGCAGUCCUCUCAUUUUUGGGUCACCUUCUUGGAAAACAGGCACUUCACAAACGAGGUAUACCACGGUCAGGACCUUCAUCAUCAAGCAAUGGCAAAGAAAAUGGAUUAUCUUCCUCAGGCACCCAUGCUGAGCUGGUGCUGGAGGUUGAAAUUGUACUACGAGGCUUGGUUGAGUCUGAACAGAUGGUGAAUGAGGAGGGCGGUGGUCUGUGGUGUGAACUCAUCUGUGGAUGGGGUGUAGAGCUGCUGUCUUUAUGGGCUGUGGAGUAUGGCAGAGUGAAUUUAAUAAUUGAGGAAGUUGUUGGUAUGUGGAUGAGUUGCAGUGUCGUUCGCACUGUUGUGGAUCUCGUGACUUUGUGUGUGUCCAGAGAGCCACAAGGAACUGUUGCACAUGUGCUCAAUACUGCAAUAGUCCAUGCACCUGUUUUGGACUGGCUCGUAGCCCAUAUUGGAGCUACUCACCCUGCCCCUGUGCUCUCAUAUUUGCUUGACCCAGCAGUGCAGGUCUCGCUGGACUCGGAACCGUUAGACAGAACCACGGCCAUUCUUACUCAUCUCGCACUCCAGCACAGUAGUGCUGUUGGGCAAGCGCUUACAGCCUUGCUCGAGAAAACAGUGCAGGGUCAGUGUUGGCCCGGGGCUGGUCCCCAACUCUUGUUGCUACUCACUAGAUCUGGCCCCUUACUCGACACUCUGACGUCUGCCUUGCCUUCUUUGUUGGCUCCCAAUACCCUGAAUAAACUGGCUAGCCAAGUAGCUACAUGGGUUCCAACGUUCUUUCGCUCUUGGUCAGAUCUGAAGCAAAUAUGUGUUCAGUUACUCCUGGACUGUGCAGGACCAUCAAUGCUGCUCACGUUGUUGUACGGCUUAGUUCCAGCUCACAAUGAGCCCAAGGACAACCUGCCGAGAGUAAAUUUAUUGCCUGUUGUCAAGACAAGCCUUGCAACGCUGCUUCACAGUCUGCUAGGCGAACUCUGUAAGUUGGCGUACACUCGACGCGGCAACAACAAACCUCGUGUAGCGCUCCUGGUUUCCUUGGCACAACCAACUUCGGGUGCGGCGCUACCAUUGACUAAUGUCUUGCAAUGGGCAUUGCAGUGUGGCACACCGGUGGUUAUAAGGUCUGUUACUCAGCUCGUUGUUAUGAGCUGCAGUCAGCAACAUCAACCCAGCGAGGGGGCAUUGUGGCCUUAUCUGCUUCUAACUUUCCCUCCUAGUCCCGAGUUACUACACAUCGUGGCGCGUUUGACUCUGGCACUCAUCAGGGAACCUCAGGCUGGAAGUAACCCACUUGAACGACCACUUUCAAUCGUUCUGUCCAAGUCUGGUCCCAGUUUAUUGAAUGCAUUGGCUAAUGUGCAUCUUUUAUCAUCGGGUCACACCCUCAAGAGUCCUCUGAGCGAUGCGGUCAUGUCACUACUUCCUCAACUCGCUCAGUUCAUUAACCUUCCUGAGAUCGGCGAUUCCGUUGUAAAGCUGCUGUCAAAAAUAACUCUAAGUCAACCCAUCUCAUUAAGAAACACCUCUUGUUUGGCCAAUGCAAUAACAUGUUAUUUAAUGGCUACAUUAGAUAUGCAAGACGUAACUCGGAAAGUUGCAUGCGCUGGACAUUGCGGGCGUUUGUUGAGCCAGCUGUCGAGCAGUUCUUGCGGUCAUGGCCUUAUUACUCGUCUUAUUGUUGAGGCGGUUUUCAGGCCUGAGUGGGCUCAUAUUUUCGGCGCAUCUACUUAUGUCGGAUCAUCUCAUUGCACGAAGAAGACGAAAGUAUCAGAGCCAAAACGACUGUUACAGGCUAACUACACCUUUGACUCCUGGGUGAAAAUUCCUUUGUCGCACACUACUGUUUUUCAUGCUGGCACCAUCAACGGUAACCACACCGAUUCUAAAGUAGACUCUAAAAUUUUGUCUCAGGAAGCUGUCACUCUCAACUGCCAGCUUUUGCUGAACAUUCUCUGCAGCGCUUCCAAGCACCACGACCACGCUCCACUUACUGUAGCGUUGCUUCUUGUGGAAAUAAUCUCCCCUGAUAUCAUGUACAAUGGCUUUCCUUGGCCCGAUGAGAAUAUAAAAUUCACAAUUGAGCGUGAUCUCACAAUAAAGAAAACUUUUGAAGACUUUCCAAUUGCGUGGGAGCUCUUGGAAUUUGUGGCGAGUAAUCGGCCAGCUCUUUGUUAUUGCUCUGUGUUGGUCCGAGCGUUGACGGCGUCAUACAUCGCCUUGUGGUCUACGUCAGCUUUGUCCAGAAGCACGGAGUCGCCCAAGCAACUACGGGCCACGGAACGCUUGUUAGAAAUUGCUGUCAUUGGCCAGUUCCUGCCGAAAAAUAUGCACGUUCUGCCGCAAAUGAUUCGCCAUCUGGCGCCCCAUGAAGUUGUCGCUGUGUUGCAAGACGUUUGGAACUACAUGCGCGACAAUACACCUUCGCCAGAUCGCUGGACUUUGCUUCCUAAUCGUCAACACGAUCGAAGUAACCAUCACUCCGAUCCAAGAGCAUUUGAUACCUGCAGGCGGCUCGUUCACUUCCACGUGGAAACGCUUGGCCACCUUCUCCCUUCAAUGUUGCAACAACGGCCCGCAGCAUCGUGACAAGAACAUACGGUUCAUGAGCCGGGCGACGGCAUUGUUUGAAGCUAGCAUGGGCACUAUUCCGGACGAGAACAUGCUUAGGUUGCGCUUUUAUCAAUGUUCGAUUUUGAUAGGUUAGCAAUCUUACAGCUUCCUAACUGUAGCUUAUGUUGCGCACGUAGAAUUUGUAGCUUUUCUACAUAGUCUAAGAAUAUUUGCUUUUAUUGAAAUGGUAGGAAUUUGUCGAUAAGAUUUGCCUCUAUAUAACUGUGAAUAAUUUAGAUAUUAGUUCACCAUAAUUCACUCUAACAUUGUGUGAUCGGAAAAUUAAUCAUACCAAUUCUCAACUCAGCAACAUCAGCUGAAAGCAACAUUCAUUAAUUCUUCCAUAAAAAGAUGGGGUCUUAAA